GAUUUCUUUGCUGACGUGGGCGUGACCAUUGGAACAGAGGUUAACCGUGGUUUGUUGUUUCUUCAGGAUUUAGCUUGUAAAGGGAAUUUGAAACAGUUUCUCAUCGCUGCGAUUGGACUAUGGGCAGCCGCAAUAAUCGGGAGCUGUUGCAAUUUCCUAACUGUUUUGUAUAGUGGGUUUGUUGGGGCCCACACAUUGCCUGUUCUGUAUGAAAGAUAUGAAGACGAAGUCGAUGGAUUUGUUGAUUCUCUGCUCAUGAAGUUUCAUAGUCACUACAAGAAGCUUGAUACUGGUUUUCUCAGUCGAUUCCCAAGUGGAAACUUUGGGUUGAAGAAGCAUGACUAA
Messenger RNA from Thlaspi arvense, 345 nucleotides. Lineage: Eukaryota; Viridiplantae; Streptophyta; Magnoliopsida; Brassicales; Brassicaceae. The record is from the annotation of a GenBank genome assembly.